Molecule: messenger RNA, 543 nt
Organism: Microthlaspi erraticum
Lineage: Eukaryota; Viridiplantae; Streptophyta; Magnoliopsida; Brassicales; Brassicaceae
Source: the annotation of a GenBank genome assembly
AUGUUUAAGAAGAGAGCUUCCUCCAAUGUUAUUGCAGCCGUUUUCAAGGCCAAAUAUGGCGACCCUGUCAAAGGCCCACGUGCAGCAGAUUUGCAACAAUUAGUCCUCGAGGAGCUACGAGUGGCCUCCUCUUACAUGAAGUGUUAUAGGGCACGAGAGAAGGCAAUUACAGGCGUUAGGGAAUCCGAUGACGACUCCUACUUGGGGCUGCCUGAGUAUUUGUAUAUGCUCAAGCUCGCUAACCCCGGCACCGUGAUUGAUUUGAUAACGGAGAAAGAUGCCUUUGGUCUCGAUCGGUUUUUGUAUUUGUUUCUCGCCUUUGGUGCAUCGAUCAGGGGAUUCAGGCGCCUUAGGCACGUUGUUGUUGUCGAUGGAACCCAUCCCGGCGGCAAAUUUAUGGGGACACUCCUAACUGCUAGUGGCCAGGACGCUAACUUCCAAGUUUUUCCGCUUGCUUAUGCGGUUGUCGACAGCGAGAACAUCGAUUCCUGGACAUGGUUUUUCAGAAACUGGAGCGGAUUUUGGCCGAUAGCCCUUCCCUGA